GCAGGCUCCAUAUCCCACCGACAUUCUCACUCGACUCUGCACAUACUAUUGCUCAGCAAAAUGGUGUUGGAGACUGCAUACUACGACGCCCUGGGCGUCCCGCCCACAGCGACGGAGCUCGAAAUCAAGAAGGCAUACCGCAAACUCGCGAUCAAGCUGCAUCCCGACAAGAACCCGGGCGACGAGACUGCACAUGCAAAGUUCCAGGAGAUCGGAGAAGCCUACCAGGUCCUCAGCGAUGACCAGCUGCGCGCGAACUACGACAAGUAUGGCAAGGAGGGCGCUGUGCCGCAGAGCGGGUUUGAGGACCCUUCCGAGUUCUUUACCAUGAUCUUUGGCGGAGAGGCCUUCGUCGACUGGAUCGGUGAGAUCUCCCUCAUGAAGGACCUCACCAAGACCAUGGAGAUCUCGAUGCGCGAAAUGGAGGAGCAGGAAGCCGCCGAGGCCGAGGCCGCACGCGCAGAAGCCGCCGCCGGUGGUUCUGCAUCGACUGCUACUGCCACGACGACUGCCACGACGGCUGGCACGCCGGCUGGCACCACACCCGCUGCCGAUGCUGCCACCGCGACCCUGGCUGCCGCGCCCAGCGCUGGCGCUCAAGCGAAGGAGGCAGAAGCCGCUGCAGAGCGCGCCGCAGCCCCGGCCGCCGAUACUCCUCCAGCGUAUGCUGUACCGCCGCCCGCAUAUGCUGAAACCGCCGCCGACGCCUCGACCGCCACUCCUGCUGCUGCCGCUGCUGCCGGCUCUUCGUCCGGCGCAAGCACACCGAAGCCCCGCGGUAUCCCAAUCCGGCCUGCGAUAAUGGACAAGACCGAGGAGGACGCCCGCAUGGAAGCAGCCAACAUGACCGAUGCAGAGAAAGAGCUUCGUAACAAGGAGAAGAACAAGAAGGGCGGGCUCACGAAAGAGCAGCGCGAGGAGCUUGCAGCAUACGAGAUGGAGCGCAAGAAGAUCCGCGACGAGCGCGUCGCCAACCUUUCCAAGAAGCUCAUCGAGCGCAUCUCGCUAUGGACCGAGACAGACAAGGCCACCGACGUCACCAAGGCCUUCAAGGACAAGAUCGCCCUCGAAAUCGAGAACCUGAAGAUGGAAUCCUUCGGCCUGGAAAUCCUCCACGCAAUCGGCACAACAUACCUCAUGAAGGCCUCGUCUUUCCUCAAAUCACAAAAGUUCCUCGGUAUCUCUGGUUUCUUCUCCCGCAUCAAGGACAAGGGUACUCUCGUCAAGGAUACUUGGAGCACUAUGAGUGCCGCCAUUGACGCCCAGCUCACCAUGGAGGAAAUGGCGAAGCUGGAAGAGCAAGGCGGUGAGGCCUGGACAGACGAGAAGAAGGCCGAGUACGAGAAGAAGGUCACGGGCAAGAUCCUUGCGGCUGCGUGGCGCGGCAGCAAGUUUGAGAUCCAGAGCGUGCUCAGAGACGUGUGCGAUCAUGUGCUCAAUGAUAAGAAAGUCAAGCUGGAGAAGCGCAUUGAGCGCGCACAUGCGCUGGUCAUCAUUGGCGAGAUGUGCCAGAAGGCCGAGCGCGACCCCGAAGAAGAGGGCGACUUCAUGGCCUUCGAGCAGCUCAUGGCCGAAGCCGCCGCGAAGAAGGAGAGCAAGCACGACAAGAAAGAGAAGCACAAGCACCACCACGACAAGAAGGAGAAGGACAAGGCGACGGCAUAGUCUGUCGAGCUCAAUGCGGUCCCCGGGGCUCUGAGAUAGCCAAGGUCGCCUUGCCGACUGCUCUUGGUUCGUGUCUUCCUUUCUAGUUGCAUACCUGGUUCGUGAUAUCCAUAGAUUCCAUUCGAGACGGCCUGAAUUGGAACAAGACCUGGCGUGGUCAAAGCAUAUUUAGCUCGCAUGAUGGAGUUCAAUGCAUAGUUUUGCUCUUUA
This is a messenger RNA of Didymella exigua CBS 183.55, 1875 nucleotides long. Its product is annotated as DnaJ-domain-containing protein. The transcript is spliced from 6 exons. The record is from RefSeq and is a predicted model, not a curated record. The coding region runs from base 61 to 1665 and encodes 534 amino acids. Lineage: Eukaryota; Fungi; Ascomycota; Dothideomycetes; Pleosporales; Didymellaceae. Gene Ontology annotation, biological process: protein import into peroxisome matrix. Gene Ontology annotation, cellular component: cytosol.